This is a messenger RNA of Gigantopelta aegis, 2762 nucleotides long. RefSeq lists its product as uncharacterized. The record is from RefSeq and is a predicted model, not a curated record. Gene Ontology annotation, cellular component: cytoplasm. NCBI's taxonomy places the organism in Eukaryota, Metazoa, Mollusca, Gastropoda, Neomphalida, Peltospiridae. Bases 136 to 1773 code for a protein of 545 amino acids. The transcript is spliced from 8 exons.
GUGAACACCAGAACGAGAUUAACGUUCUGGCAAACGAGAAUUGAGUGUAGAAGAAUAACUCUUUUUUUUUAUACAAGUUGGAAUAAAAUGUGGCUUUUCUUUACAUAAGUUUUCCGCGUGUAAACAGUGGCAGACAUGUUUCGAGCCCUGGAUUACAUUAACUAUGACAACCUGAGAAUAAACCGAAAUGAGAAGAGUUCUGAGUCGCAGACGGAGCCCCUGUCCAUGCUGGAUCUGUGCUGCAAAGCCAUCAACACCCAUCCCAUGCUGGCGGAACUGACACUGAAAUCCGUGCCCUCACACCUUGCACCCACCCUGCUCAGAGCGGCAGUGAACUUCCGUCAGCUGCCAGCCGUUAGCAGCAUCUUAUCUAACUGGCCUCUUCCAUAUCUCAGACUUCAAGAAGUGCUGGGAGACCGCCACAUCGGAAUAUUUGAAGAAGAGCUUGGCUUUGAUCUUGUGAUAUUUCGCGGAGUCAUCUUCCGCACCAAGGCAUGCAAGCUGAAAUGUUUAGACAUGAGGGGCUUCAAUCUCAAUGCCACGUUCAGUAAACUCGUCGUUCAGAUGUGGCCCGUGCUGUCGUUGAAAAAAAGCCAACUUAAUCCAAAAAGGUUGGCCAAAGUGAUUGCUAAAACUGCUGGUGUAGAAGCCACUCGUUUAACGGAGGAGGUUCUGCCGCGACUCCUCAAUGAGAUUCUCGGCAACGACAUGGUCAAACACUGCAACGUGCACAUCAACAUUCCAAAAGGUGAGAGAAUGGUCGUAAAGAUAGACUGUCUUCAGUUCAGUACUAACAAUGCUUUCUUCAUGGACUACUUGAUCAGUAACUGUUUGAGGAGCAUCACACCAUUAUAUAUCCAAGUUUCUGCACUACAUAUUAGGUCUGAACUUCAGCUUGGUGAUGAAAUCAUCGACAGUUUAGCCCCGUUUAUUGUCCUUCGUGGCCAGGAGGUUGAGACACUUGAAGGAAUCUCUCUGCGCCAGCUGGAAGAGAACGUCUUUUUCAUCAUCGCCUCCGAUCUCAAGAAGUUCUCCCGCCUGCGCGCACUCGACCUGCAGGACUGCAACAUCUACCUCCAGGAAGGGAAGACCCGCAGCCGGACGUCGGGUCGCAAGCAGAUCGGGGAGACACUGCACUGCUUCCAGCACCUGGUCCGCCUCGACCUUGGCUUCAACUACAUGAUCGGCUGUCUGGGCGAGGUGCUCGACUCACUGCAGCAGCCACUAGAGUACCUCAGCCUGCGGGGCUGCGACCUCAACGAGCAGGACCUCGACUGUCUGGCGCACUCGAAGCACGCCACCCAUCUGCGGGAGCUGAACGUCAGCAAGCUGUGCCAGUUCAGCAUGUUUGACAUGGGCCGGAUAGCGCCCACCUACCUCCUGACGAUCAUGAAACACUUCCCGCGACUGGCCGUCCUCAACCUGUCGCAGAACCAGCUGCCCGACGCGUCCAUUCCCGAGUUCUGCCGGACCGUCUCCACCGUGAUGACGCAGCUCAAGAUGUUGGACAUUUCGGCGAACAUCAUUCUGGCGGACACCCAGCUGGACCUGGUGCGCGCGUGUGCCAAGGUGCGGACGAUGCAGAAGUUGAGGCUGACGUGCACGACCUCGUUCACGGAGGAGGCGCGCGCCCCGCUCGACUGGCCCAUCCAGUGCGAAUCGAGGAAAAGACUCUUGAACGUUUUCAAGUCGCUCGGACGCAGCGACAUCAGCGUUGAGGUCAUCAAACUCUCCGAUGCCAUCUUUGUUGACUUGAUAGACGUAUUUGGAUGAUCGAAAUCAAAUAGUUUGUGCACGGCAUAAUUCAUAUUCAAAUAAUAUCGGGGGUGGGGGGGGGGGGGGGUGAAGUGGAGAGGCAACAAAUGUGUUUUUCAUGGAAGUUGGACCAUGACAGUUUAACAUCAAGUCAUCGUAAAGUGUUACAGGACUAAACUAUGAUUUAGGCAAAUUGCAUGUGUGUCAGGAUGGGACCAGGUGAUGGUCUCUGCAUGUUUGAUGUACGAUGGGACUGGGUGAUAGUCUCUGUGUGUUUGAUGUAUGACGGGACCGGGUGAUAGUCUCUGUGUGUUUGAUGUAUGACUGGACCGGGUGAUAGUCUCGGUGUGUUUGAUGUGACUGGGUUAUGUGUGCUAGAUUUUUGUCUCGACUAAAGUGGAUUGUAGUUUCAACAAUUCUGUGGACAUUUGUUUGUUUUGACUGAAUUGUAGACUCUACCUUUGUCCAGACUAGACUUGUUUGUAGGUGCUGCAUGUUUGUCUAAGCUAGACUUAGUUGUAUGAUCUACACGUUUAUCUGGACUAGACUUAAUUGUAGGCUCUACAGGUUUGUCUAGACUAGACUUGGUUGUAGGCUCUACAUUCUACGUUUGUCUAGACUAGACUAGACUUGGUUGUAGACUACAUUCUACGUUUGUCUAAGACUAGACUAGGUUGUAGGCUCUACAUGUUUGUCUAAGCUAGACUUGGGUCGUAGGCUCUACAUAUUUGUCUAGACUAGACUAUGUUGUAGGCUAUACAUAUUUGUCUUAACUAGACUUGCUUGUAUAGGCUCUACAUUUGUCUAGACUGGACUUUGUUGUGCUCUCUGCAUAUUUUGUCGAGUUGUCCGGGGAAGUCAAUGUGCUAAUUUGACUGUUGCAAUCGACUGUGACAUAAUUACUCUCAACUCAAUUCUGUGGACAAGCAUUUUGAAACCCAACACUUUAUUUAAAAUCUUCCUGUUUCACUUUGUUCGUUACAUUUGUCAUUAAAAUCUUUUCACAU